Messenger RNA from Menidia menidia (Atlantic silverside), 5776 nucleotides. NCBI's taxonomy places the organism in Eukaryota, Metazoa, Chordata, Actinopteri, Atheriniformes, Atherinopsidae. The record is from the annotation of a GenBank genome assembly.
UGCUACCGUGCACAGUCGCCUUUUACGAGUCACCGUCCUCCGUGAGCGGACUUUAUGGAUCUAUAAGCGCACUUUGGACGGCGGAUAGCGGAGAGCAGCGCGAGGAUUUGGGGCGAAGCGAGAGGACUUCUUCAGGAGGCGGUGCACCCUGACUAUACGGGGAACUGGAUUAAGCUUCUUGAUGCAACUUUUUUGGAAAGAAACCAAGACCAUCUCACCGGGGAAUACCAACAAAUUCGGAUACGGUGACAUCGCGCGCCCUCCGGCAACUGCAGGUGUCGCGUUCUCUCUCGGUCCCUGCGGGGAGAUGUACCAAGGCUUCCCCGGUGACCCUGACAGUGGAUCCCUCGGAAGCUCGUCUCCAUCUAUAGAGUCCCAGUAUAUCUCCUCCGUGGACUCCUUCGGGAGCCCGCCCACCACCAGUGCUCCGCAGGAGUGUGUGUCAGCUGGCGCUGGCUUGAGCAUUGUGGGAAGUGGGCCGGUGACAAGCGUUGGAGGUGAGAUGCCCGGUUCGUUCGUGCCCACCGUCACCGCCAUAACCAGCAGUCAGGACCUGCAGUGGAUGGUCCAGCCCACCCUCAGCUCCUCCCAGGCCUCUGGGCAGAGUGUCUCCACAGGAACCACCACCAUGACCCAGCCGGUGUCACUCGUGGACCCGUAUGACAUGCCCGGCCCUAGCUAUUCCUCUGGGUCGGGGUUCACCCCUCCGAGCUCGGACACCCCCGGGCCAGCACCUGGCCCCAUCCGCCAGUCCAGAGCCCGUAGCCGCCGCACACGAGACGAGUCUGUGAGUGAGGAUGGAGAUGUUGGUGUGUUACUGACACCUGAGGAGGAAGAAAAGCGGCGCGUUCGCAGAGAGAGAAACAAGCUGGCCGCUGCCAAAUGCAGAAACCGCAGACGGGAGCUCACAGACAGACUGCAGUCGGAGACCGACAUACUGGAGGAGGAGAAGGCUGAGCUGGAGGCUGAGAUCUCCGAACUGCAGAAGGAGAAAGAACGUCUGGAGUUUGUCCUGGUGGCCCACCAGCCAAACUGUAAGAUCCAAUACCAGGACCAGCCUCAGCAGGGCUCGGUGCAGCUCCCCCCAGUGCAGGGCUCUGUGCAGCUCCCCCCAGUGCAUUCCCAGCUCCCUCCCCAGACCUUACAGCCUUCUGUCUCCAUUGUGGGCUUGACUGUGAAGGAGGACUCUUUCUAUCUGCCUCCUGCCUACACAGCCCAUCCGGCCUCCACACAGCCCCAGCCUCCGGUUCAGCAGCAGCAGCCUCAGCCGGGAAUAAUGCAGGAGGGAGCCUGCGGGGUCAGUGCCAACCAGCGGAACAGCAGUAGCGAGCAGUCAUCUGAUUCCCUGAACUCGCCUUCGCUGCUGGCGCUCUGAUAGACCAACAGACACAUGCACACAUGUUACCACGCGCACACACAGGAGGCUCACUUCAAGCUGAGCCUCAGACAUUUACAUGCACAAUGCCAAUCAGUCUGACUGACUGAGGAAAAGUAUAUUUGCACCUGAUUGGGUUAAAGUUUGCACCUUCUUUAAACGCAUUCCAAAUAAGAGCCAUAACAAGAGUUGCGCAUUGGACCUUAAACGUUGAGCUGAAACGAUUAAUCCGUUUUUUUGUUUCGUAUCGAGCAGAAUACAUGCCACAGGGCAUUAUUAGUGAAUUACACACCGAGUAACGAACGUCCAUGUUGCCAACCCUAAGUGCCCUGAAUUAAUGUAUUAAUUCACAAUGAAUUCUUUUAUUCCAAUACUCUCAUUGAGUAAAGUUCAACCUGCUCAUGUUACACCCCAACAAGUACCAACACCCCUACCUUGUUCCCUCUGCCGGUCGCCCCUCGGCUAGUGCUCUUGCUCUCAUUCUUUUCCAUCCUUUUCUUGCCUCUUUUUGAAUGUAUUUGUGCAAAUCUGCAAUAGGGACGGAGGACAAUUUGUUCAGGGUCUUUUCUUGAGGGAGGCUGACAGUUACUCUUUUCAUCUCUUCAUCUGCUGUGCGUCCGUCUGCUUCUUCAUUUGCUGCUUGGACUUGGCAAGUUGAGGACCUGAGUGCAGGCUCCUCUAAACCUUGUGCUUACUUCUCUACUUUGAAAAAAAAAAAAAGUUCCUCUGCCGUCUGCCUACCUGCCAUGCGAUCCAUCUCUACCCAUCUUUGUUUUUUCCUCUUCUGUCUCUAUGUUUCUCCCUCUCUUUGAAGUCUUCGACCCCCGAGAGCCCGAAGACCCCUGACAGCCCUUGGGACCUUGAGUGAAAAGCCGGCACAACUAACAUGACCUUUAGCACCCAGUCACUCAAGGAUUUGGAUGCAACAUACCCAUACGGAAGAUCCUAUUCUUGGAGCUCGUUGCUCAGAUUCUUUAAGUGAACGGCAGCCACAUUACUUUUCGCACACACAAGAAGCAUAACUGACGAACACACAAUGCAAGAUGGAUGCCACUGUCUUCUGCUGAGCCAUUUUUCACAUCCAGACAAAAAAAGAUUAGACACAUCUCUUGAGAGGCUGGAGAGAGAUUAAGCAAAAACUGAAGAAAGAAUUACAGACGAGUACAAACUCAAACAGAGUGUGGAUAGAGGAUGAAUCUCAUUCAAGCCAUCCAUCCAUCAAAAGUUGAAAAAGUGUAAAAUGUCAAACACAAAGCAAAAAAAAAAAGGAAAAACUUUUUUUUCCCUUGCCAAUUGUGUCACUCUAUGACCUCAGAACACUGCUUUCAAGAAUCUGAACCGAAGAUACAGACAUUUUGUUACGGCACACCAGCUCAGAAUUUUUGCUCAGAAUCUACCAGAUGUGAACCGAUGCCUUUAUUUAGAGGGGGGAUUGUAUUCCCUUUUAAUGACCGUAAUUCAGACAACCUCGAAACAUUGGGCUCAGUGGUGUCUGUGCCCAGCCUCGUUCUCUGAGCAGAGACGGGGUGGGGGUGCAUUUAUUGUGAGUGCGUCCACUCUGAGGCACCUGGCCCGUUUAUUUCUUUCUUUAUUGAGGUUGAUGUGGCGGGCAAGCACAAAGCAAGACCUGAAAACAAAAAGGGGAGAACAUGCGGGCUGGUGUUGUGGAGUGAGCGUCCUUUAUACGCCUGUGAAUUUGUAGAAUUUGUUUUUCCUGUGUGUUUGAGUGAGAUCUGUUAUAUAUUUUUACUGUUUCUGUUUUUGUUUGUGUUGCAUUGUUUUUUGCAUUGACCCCUGCUUUCUCUUGUACUGUUGCUGUUUCUUUUUUUGUCCUUAUUUCAUUUUGUUGUUUGAAUUGGAGUAUUUCCUCCUACUUGUUACUAUUUUUUAUUGCUUUGUAACUACUGUUUCGUUAUUUUAUUGUAUUUUCAUUUGGCAACUUUGGAGGCAUGUUGUGCACUACAAAAAAGUUUGUAUUGUAUGUAUAUAUACAUAUACAUCUACAUAGGUGACAUGUAUAUGUAUCAGUGUAUGUACCCUGAUUGUAAAGUAUGAAUGUCUGCAGAUCUAAAGGGGAUAUUUUUGUCUAUGAAGAACAAGAUAAAGUGUUUAAAUGAAUAUUUUUCUAAAGGAACAAAAAAGAGAUAGAUUAUAAAAUUAAUUCAAAAUACUGCCCCGUCCCUAAACAUGAAGCACGAUGUCACUGCCUCUGUCAAUGUGUAUUUAUGUUUUAUAUAAAGCACUAUCCAAGAUACAUUUAAUGUGUGUUUAUAACAAUGAUGUUAGAAGAUUGUGGUGACACCUUUGUUUUUGUUUUUUGUUUUUUUUUCUCAGAGAGGUCUGUCCCAGAGCUACUGACACCUUAAUGCCACUUAAUUCUUAUCAUAUAGCACAAAAAAACACAAAAAAAACAGCAGCAACAGAAAAAAAGUGAUGUUGAAUGUUCAUUGAAAUAUUAAAAAGUGUUGAGACAACAUUAUAAACCUGUUUAAUUCAAAGAGCAACGUUUCAUAUUCAUUAGCAUCCAUCCGUUAUGAGCAUAUCACUUAAUAUAUAUACAGAAAUGUGUGUUGGAUGGAAAUUAGCCUUUGAGCUUUGACAGACAGAAGGUUAAAGUCGAUUUUUCUUAUUCUCAAGACUAUAUGAUGUCUGAGAAUUCCGGAAAAAAACAAGAACUUGUGAUUGUAUUUGCUGAAUAAGAAGCUUUAUUUUAAUGAAUAAACGUGUUCAUUCAAAACAAUGGCUAGAUUAAUGGCAUGAAUGUUUGUCCCUAUGUGGCUCUGGUGGUCAGAGAUCUGGCAGACCUCAUCUUUUUUCCAACGUUGAGUUAGGAUUGUGUUUGUACAGAUGUUGCAAAUGCCUUUUGACUUCCUUCAAAUGCAAAUGUGAUGAAAAUAUGUUCUGGUGUCAGAAUAAGCAUAAAAUAUAUUCAAUAGUUCUCAUGUAUAUAGGUUUAUGUGGUGCUACUUAUAUCAGAUUAUAAUGGUGUGGCAGCAAAACAUUGAAUGGUGGAAGGUUGCAUACACAUUGCUUUUAGUUGGGUUUUCAGUGUCUGAAAACUCAAUGACUCAACAGGAUGUUUUACUCUAAAUGAAGGCCAAUACAGUGAAUCCCUGGCAGUAAAAGCUUUAAUAGCUCAGUGAUCACGUGUGGUUUGACCAUAGUUUAAUAUAAUUGCCUGCGUCAUCUUUAAGUGUGACAAACUGUUCAGCAGUUCAGCUCAGCAGGUCCUUGUGCUGUACCUGCACUCCACACUUAUGCCCCUGAUCACCACAUAUUCUCUCAUCUGGUUUCUUUCUCGAAACUGUCUGAUGUUGCUUUAAAAAUCUGUAAGGUUACAGUUACAAAUGUUUUGCAAAUUAAUUGGAAAUGAUUACAUGAAGGGGGAGGAAAAAAUCAAUAUUUCAGAGCUAAUAGUUUUGAGACAGAGAACCUGCCUGCAUCUACCUGUACUGUAAAAUGGUUAUGAUAGCAUUAACUGAACAAGAGCUUUCCUAUUUUUCUAUGUGAGGUGAAUGUUGCUGUGAUUCUAUUUUUCCAGAAUUUCCAUAUGCGCUCUGAUUUCAUAUCGUCCCUGUUAUGAAAUGCAAUACCUACAAUCCUCUUGGAUGAACAUAAUGUAGCAAAUCCUGCAGUAAUCAGACUGACUGCUACUAUAUGUCAAGUGUGAUGAUGUAUUGCUUUACUUAUCAACUUUUGUUACAGUAUUAAAUUAAAAAUAUUAUCCUAAAUAUUCAAAGUAAGAUUUAUUUUGAGAUAAUUUUAUAUAGCGCAUGGGGAGAAAAAAUAAUUUAGUGAAAAUUCAUAGACUAUCAAGGCUUCAACAUUUAAGGAAGCUUUUAUUCAAGUUAAUUUCUCUUCUCAAGAUUUUUCCUUUUUUCUCUCCCGUGUGAGCACUUUGUCAUCUGUGGAAAGUAUGAGAAAUGUUAGAGAUGUGAAAUAAUUUAAGGAUACACAAGUGAAAGGCCCAAAUAAACUUUAAUAGAAGAUGUCAUUUAGGGUGCCUAGAUCAAUGCAUUGCUGGGUUGAGAAGGUUCUCUGAGAUUAACAGUGUCUAUAUUUUAGAAAAUUUAAGUUGAGAUAACUUAUGAUUAUUACGCAAAUCACUACAAAAUAAUGAGGUCUUAUUUUAUAGCCUUGUUCUUGUUUGUUUCUACUCUUGAAGAGGACCAAAAUGUACAACAUAUUUGCUUUGUUGCCUUUGCAGACUCUGUUCUCUGAUAUUCUGUGCCCAGAUUUAAACUUCUGGCCUUUUUUGCUAUCCUUAAAGUUUACAUGAAAUGCUCUCUUUUUCAAUUUCUAGUCUGUAAAAGCUGGGUGAGCUGUAUCCUUUAAUGAGGGUUUGACCUAGUCCAACUGAAAUUCUCAAAUUGUGAAGAGUUACAUUAAUAAAAGUUAUAC